Messenger RNA from Nicrophorus vespilloides, 1684 nucleotides. RefSeq names its product RING finger and CHY zinc finger domain-containing protein 1 (gene Rchy1). Gene Ontology annotation, biological process: ubiquitin-dependent protein catabolic process; protein ubiquitination. The transcript has 6 exons. Gene Ontology annotation, cellular component: nucleus. The coding region runs from base 148 to 1038 and encodes 296 amino acids. Gene Ontology annotation, molecular function: ubiquitin protein ligase activity; zinc ion binding. NCBI's taxonomy places the organism in Eukaryota, Metazoa, Arthropoda, Insecta, Coleoptera, Silphidae. The record is from RefSeq and is a predicted model, not a curated record.
CAACCAGGGGAAUAUCAGAUAUAGAAUUGUGCAGAGAAAUGUCACUAUUCAUUUGGUUAAUGUUUGUUUGCACGUAAAUUGUGCACUUGUUACUCUCGUUUAUUCAUCGUGUUAUUAUUUCACAAAAAAUAAGUUAACGCGGGCAGCAUGGAAAUGGCAGCUACACCCAGAGCAGAGGGACCUCCAGAGGAUACAAUCAGGACAAUUGGAUGUGCUCAUUAUAAAAGAAAAUCAAAAUUCGUGACUCCCUGCUGUAACAAAGUCUACACAUGUCGUUUUUGCCAUGACGAUGUGGAGGAUCAUACAGUGAACAGAAAAGAAGUUACCGAAUUAAUAUGCACCCUUUGUGAAACGAGGCAACCAGUACAAGCGGAAUGCCAGAAAUGCGGAAUUAGAUUCGGAAAGUACACCUGUUUGGAAUGCAAUUUGUUUGACGAUGUCGACAAGAAUCAGUACCACUGCUCUGGGUGUGGAAUCUGCAGAAUCGGUGGAUCGGACAGAUUCUUCCACUGCGAAAGAUGCAACAUGUGCCUACCAAUACAACUGCAGAAUGGUCACAAGUGCGUUGAGAAUGUUUCACGCGCAAAUUGUCCCGUUUGUAUAGAGGACAUACACACUUCGCGUAUUCCAUGCCAUAUACCAGUUUGUGGACAUUUACUUCACAGGACAUGCUUCGAGCAGCUGCUGAAAGCUGGCCAUUAUGCCUGUCCGAUUUGUCAAACGUCGUUGAUGGACAUGACUGACUUAUGGACGUAUUUGGACAAUGAAGUCGCCCAUACACCCAUGCCCAGGGAAUAUGACCAUUACAUCGCCGAAAUUCUAUGCAAAGACUGCCAUAAGGAGUGUACUAUAAAAUUCCACGUUGUUGGAUUGAAAUGCGCUCAUUGUGGAUCCUACAAUACUUGCAGAGUUAAAGGACGCGCGAAUCCAGUACCACCAGGUAACAUUGAAAGGCCCAGACCAUCCGGUAAUUCCGAAGGCAACAGCAACGGGGAAAGCGACAGUAGUUCCCAAUUACCGAGUAGUAACAACACAUAAACUGCACAUAACGCCAAUAUCUAUUUAUUCUAUAUGUAUUAUUGAACAAGUAUUUGUGCGAUGGCUUGUAAAUACCAUAGAAUAUUAUAUAUAUAGUUAUAUAUAAAUAUCUUCAUGCUGCUAGGAUUGUUGUUUUCACUACAUAUAUUGUUUUUAUAUAGUACAGACAUAUGUGCAUCACGUUAUGUGUUUCAAAUUAUACGUUUUAAAAUUAAUUACGAAGCAUGCAAACAAACAAACAAUCUUUUAAAAUGUGAAGUUUUACGAUUUCUGUUUUGUAGUUCAUUAUUUAUUUGCAAAUCAUGAAUUUAUGGCGUUAAGAGAUACAUGAUAAUAGUGUAGUUUUUAAUCUCUUGAAUUUAGGAACAACAAAUGUGAUUUUUAAAUAUCUAUAAGUGUAUAUUAGUAUACAUAUAUAUAGUUUAUAGUUAGGUAAUUUACUUUUUUGAAAUUGUAAUGAUUGGGCCACGAUUUUGGAAUUUAUCUCUAUUACUGGUAGGAAAAGAGAUAUUAGAAAGUGGAGUGUAUACGCGAAAAAGCACAAAUGUUGCCAAAUUUUUUAUCUGGCCUGGUACCUUAAGUACUCGAAGAAAAUGUAUUUUUUUAAUUAUAUUACAUAUACAGCUAAUUUUGUUAUUAUGGUUAU